Molecule: messenger RNA, 624 nt
Organism: Tetrapisispora phaffii CBS 4417
Lineage: Eukaryota; Fungi; Ascomycota; Saccharomycetes; Saccharomycetales; Saccharomycetaceae
Gene: ATP5
Product: F1F0 ATP synthase subunit 5
Exons: 1
Coding region: 1-624 (207 amino acids)
Biological process (GO): proton motive force-driven mitochondrial ATP synthesis
Molecular function (GO): proton-transporting ATP synthase activity, rotational mechanism
Source: RefSeq, a predicted model, not a curated record
AUGUCCGGUAGAUUAUUUAUUCGUUCUUUGGCCACCAAUGCUAGAUCUAUAAGAUCUCCUGUCCAAUUGUUUGGUCUGGAUGGUACUUACGCAACUGCAUUGUUCACUGCUUCUGCAAAAGCUACGUCUGUUGAAGAUGCUUCUACUUCCCUAUCCAAACUAUCAGAAGUUAUUAAAUCUGAUGAAAAUUUGACUAAAGAUAUCUUGGACAACCCAGCUUUGUCUUCACAACAGAGAGAAAUAGUCGUCGAACAACUAGUCAAACUUACAAAUGUUAAUGAUGCUUCAGUAAAGAAUUUACUAUCUUUAUUAGCCGAAAACAAUAGAUUAGCAUUGUUGCCAAAAAUUUCAAAACAAUUUCAAACUUUAGUCGAUGCUCAUAACGGUCUAGUCCAAGGGUUUGUCACCACUGCUCAACCAUUGGAUGCUAAAAAUUUCAAAAGAAUCGAAAAAUCUUUAACUCAAUCUGCAUUGGUGGGUAAAGGUAAGACUUUAAAAUUAAUUAAUUUAGUUAAACCUGAAAUCAAGGGUGGUUUAAUUAUUGAAAUAGAUCAAAAAACGGUCGAUUUAAGCGUGGCUACCAAACUACAAAAAUUGAAUAAAGCUUUGAAAGAAGAUAUUUGA